GUUCGGCAAGAGCACCUCGCGGCAGGGCGGCGGAGUGGAGCAGGGCAUCAGCCUGCUGGAGGAGGACAUCAGUGGCCACGACGAGGCGUGGUACGCCCAGAAGCUCGAGCAGCUGCGACAGGGCAUGACCUGCACCAAGGUGGCCACCAACGGCAAGCCGUACGAGCGGGUGCUGAAAGUCGACGCGAAGAACUUGACGAUCCAGGUCUGCGGCGGCAAGGGCGGCGCCACGGGGCUGCUCCUCGACGACGUGGAAGACCUGCGCGGCGGCCUGGCCAGCUCAGAGUUCGAGAAGUUCCACGCCGAGCUGAGCUCGAAGGUGAGCUUGAUGCCGGACCUCUCCGAGAGGGCGUUGGUGCUGAAGACGUCCAACCGGACCUUCUCGUUCCUCCUGAAAUCGGCCGGUUGCCGCACGAAUGUGUCGCACUGCGUACUGUACUUGCUGAAGUCCAAGAAGCGCGGCGUGAUGGCGCCCGGGCGGGCGCCGGGCCACGCCGAGGACCAUCGGACACCCAAGGAUGGGCACGGGACGGCGACGUACAACCGCUCCACGUACACCGGCCAGUUCCGUAACCGGAAGAGGCAUGGCCACGGCGUGCUCACCCUGUCCGACGGGACGCGGUACGAGAGCGAAUGGCGGGACGACGUGAGGCACGGCAAGGGCAAGGAGCAUUGCUUGGACGGCACCACUUUCGAGGGGGAGUACGUCAACGGCAUGCGCGAGGGGCCCGGCGUCAUGACGUGGCCAGAGGGCUCGAAGUACAGGGGCCAGUUCCGGGAGGGCAGGGCCAACGGCAACGGGGAGCUCCUGCGCACGGACGGUUCCAUCUACACCGGGCAGUUCUACGAGGACUGCAUGCAGGGAGAGGGCUGCAUGCAGUGGAAGGACGGCGUCAGGUACGAGGGCCAGUUCCAGUGCAACCUCCGUGAGGGCCGUGGCCUCAUGCUGUGGGUCAGUGGCAAGUGGAAGUCCUACGACGGCAAGUGGAAGGAGGGUUGCCAGCACGGCAGCGGGGUCCUGACCGACCACAACGGCAGGGAGUUCCGGGGCGUCUUCAAGCAGGGCAAGUUGGAGCGGUGGGUCGACAGCUGACCCGUGGCCUCCAUCUGCGCCCCGCUCUCUCCCCCCCUCCCCCCUCUCUCUCCCCCCCUCCCCUCUCCCCCUUCCCCU
Molecule: messenger RNA, 1171 nt
Organism: Prorocentrum cordatum
Lineage: Eukaryota; Dinophyceae; Prorocentrales; Prorocentraceae
Source: the annotation of a GenBank genome assembly